AUGUCCGCCCUCAGAUCCAUCACCGCCCUUCGCAGCACCGUCCGCCCAGGCUUCCUCCUCGCCUCCUCCCGCCCCUUGACCACCACCGCCCCGGUCCGCGCUGGCUCCGCCUUCAGCGGCAAGGAGGACAUUGGCGGCCCGGGAGGCCAGCAGCCCGUUCCGCCGAACCCAGGCGGGCCCGAAGCUCUCCGCCGAAACUGGAUGGUCAUUGGCGGCGCCGCCCUGGCCGUGCUCGUCGGCUACAACUGGAUCUACAAGAACCCCGACGAGGCGCGGCAGCAGCGCGACAAGACGCUCGGCGAGAUGAGCGGCAGGAACAAGACGGAGAUGGGCGGCUUUCGACAUGACUGA
Trichoderma citrinoviride is the source of this 351-nucleotide messenger RNA. RefSeq lists its product as hypothetical. The transcript has 2 exons. Lineage: Eukaryota; Fungi; Ascomycota; Sordariomycetes; Hypocreales; Hypocreaceae. The coding region runs from base 1 to 351 and encodes 116 amino acids. The record is from RefSeq and is a predicted model, not a curated record.